Gongylonema pulchrum is the source of this 870-nucleotide messenger RNA. NCBI's taxonomy places the organism in Eukaryota, Metazoa, Nematoda, Chromadorea, Rhabditida, Gongylonematidae. The record is from the annotation of a GenBank genome assembly.
AUGGAAUUAUUUCAAAUACCAGCGCAUGUUCUUGUUUCUCCGACUGUAGUUCCCGAAUACUGCAGUGUUGUUCUUGGAAUGCCGAUUGUCCCAAGCUAUCUUCCCAGUAGAAAUAGACUUUUCGGGUCAGGUCUGUUUACAUCGUUCACGGAAGAAAUGACAUAUUACCAACGAGCGGCAAAUCUCUUCGUCACAUUUUUAUCAAUGAAGUGGACAGAAUGGAUAUUCACCAAACAGCAAGUGCUUUUCCGUCGACUUUAUGGCGAACAGUUCAUUGAUCUGAACGAGAAAUUUGCGCAAGCAACUUACGUGCUGACCAAUGCUGAUCCAUUUUUUGACUUCCCGAAGCCAACGAUCCACAAAGUGAAGGAACUUGGAGGUGCUGCUGUUCCAAAAGCAGAACCAUUAAAUGAGCAUUGGUCAGCGAUAAUGAGCCAACGAAAGAAAGCGGUACUUGUAUCGUUCGGUUCCGUGGUAGCCAGCUAUGUGAUGCCAAAUGAAACAAAACAAGCCUUCUUGAAAGCGUUCGAUCGAUUCCCAGAUGUGACGUUCAUCUGGAAAUACGAAAAGGAGGAGCACCACAUUGCCGACGGGCAUCCAAAUUUAAUCACCGAUAAAUGGCUACCCCAAACAGACCUACUCGCGCAUCCAAAUUUGGUGGCAUUUCUGACGCACGGUGGUAUGAAUAGCAUCACGGAAACGCUAAAUCGUGGCAAGCCUGUCAUUGUGGUGCCUGUCUUUGGUGACCAGUUACGUAACGCUGUGCUAGCAAAGCGAGCCGGUUUUGGGAUAAUGCUACCGGUUUCGGAUCUUCAAGAUGAGAAGAAACUCAGUGAUGCGUUCGAGCAAAUUAUUAAUAAUAAAAAGUAA